Drosophila arizonae is the source of this 4916-nucleotide messenger RNA. RefSeq names its product SATB1_N and homeodomain domain-containing protein dve (gene dve). Lineage: Eukaryota; Metazoa; Arthropoda; Insecta; Diptera; Drosophilidae. Gene Ontology annotation, biological process: chromatin remodeling; regulation of transcription by RNA polymerase II. Gene Ontology annotation, molecular function: DNA-binding transcription factor activity, RNA polymerase II-specific; RNA polymerase II cis-regulatory region sequence-specific DNA binding. The record is from RefSeq and is a predicted model, not a curated record.
GCCGGUCUUUCGGGACGGGGUUCGGGCACGAGGGCGGUCUUCGUGCAAGUACGUUCGGUUCGUGGUAGUGCGAAUGCGAAAGAAUUUUGUCAGUUGUGCGACAACUUGUGCUGUGUAAGGAUGUCCAAACGCGCGUCCGUUUAACAGCCAAGAGCAGCCAGCAGUGCAAGAAGAAGAGCAUACGAGAUACGUCAAAAUCGAAUAAUGCUGAAAAUAAAUACAUUUGCCAUCUAGUUAGAGAAGACAGUACAGGAAAGAGAAAGACACACAGUUAGAGAGGGAGAGCAAAUCAAAGUAAACAAUCAAACAUACACACAAGAGACAUUUGCGCUUAUCACAACAGCAACAACAAGAACAACAACAAGAGCAACAAAGUUAAUCAGAGUAUCUGCUUGAACAAUAGCAUAUGAAAUCUUUUGCCGGAGUCAGUCUUCAUUGGCAGCUCGAGUGUUUUAGUACUUGAGGCUUCUUAUCGCCAGCGACCGUCGGUUCUCUUGUUCUUUUGACUGUUUUCGACACGCUGCCACGCCCACGCUACGUAUUGCUUUUUGCCUCCUCCUUUGCUAAUGAUGUCGCGCCGUGAGCUGUGCCGCAACAACAACAACAACAACAACAACAUCAGCAGUAGCAGCAGCAACAACAACGGCGAGAAUUGCAUAUGCAACUGUGUGGCAUCCACAUCGAAUCCGUUCCGCUAAAAAAAUCGUUUGCAAAGUCGCGUCGUUCCGUCUUUCGUUUCGUUUGUGCUUGUGUCUAAUUUGCGUCUCCAUCAACAACAACAACAACAAUAGCAACAACAACAACACUGCUUAAUAAUCAAUAAUCAAAGCGUGCUUUAGGCCUUAUCGCUAAAAAAAAAUAUAUAAUAAGAGAAGAAAUUGAUUCGCGUUUCCAUCACAAACCAACCAAGACCAAUUAAUGCCAAAGCAAUUGCCACCUGCAUCGACCCCCACACAGUCUCUCUCAGCCCCCUAUCAAACCCAACGAGAAACAAUCAAAACCAAGGCACAUAAAACUUAAAUAGUUUAUUGACAACAAAAGUGCCAGCAAAGUGCAUUCACAAUACACAGUUCUUCAAAUCAAGUUCACGAAGCUGCAAGCUCAAACCCCAAACAUUUUAUCAUGGACUUUCAGAGCGCUAUGGAAACCUUUGCAGAGGCCUGGGUGGCCGCCAAUGCCGGACAGCAGAGCCAGGCCUUGGCUUUGACCCGGGCGGCCAAUGCGGCGGCGGUUGUGGCCGCUGCCAAUGUCAAAUCACCAUCGGCUGCGGCUAGCCUCAUGGACAUGGCCGUCAAGAAGGAGCACUCACUGUCGCCGACCCACAGCGCCCUCCCCGAGGACGCCAGCGUUGGCGUUGCGCUGGGCCAGCUGCAGCACAGACGCAGUUCGCUGCAGGGCGUGCAGGAGAAGUUGACACAGCUGCAAAUGCAGCAUCAGCACCAUCAACAGCAGCAGCAGCAGCAACAGCAGCAGCAGCAACAACAGCAGCAACAACAACAGCAACAACAACAACAGCAGCAGCAACAGGCUGCAGCAGAGACGACAAAUGCCGCCGGUCGACGUUCCACAGAGGGCAGUCCGCCGGCUUUGGGUUUGCUGCCCCAUCAGCAUCAACACCAGCAGCAGCAGCAGCAACAGCAGCAGCAACAACAACAGCAACAACAAUCGCUGCUCAACGCCGAAUCCGGCUGCGGCAAUGCGUUGUCCUCCUCUGCGGGCUCUAGUCAAAAUGCCUCCUUAGCGGCAACACCCAAGAGCGAAAGAGAACGCGAACGCGAGCGAGAGGAGCGCGGCAGCAUCUCCUGCUUACCGCCCGCUGCGCUGGGCAUGGCUGUGGGCGUGCAGGCACAGCAGCAGGCCGAGAAGCUGCUCAGCCACCCCGCACUGGAAGCUCGACGAGAUUUCGAUGUCAGCAAAGUGAAUCCGAAAUCGCUUCCAUUGCACUGCGUGGUUGAGUCCGUGCACUCGCUGCACGCCUCGCUCACCAUCGACACGCGUCAGCCGUGGAAGCGCCGGCCAAACAUUGAGACGGACAGCUAUGUGAUCAUUGCAGCGGCCACGCCCUGGAGCGAAAUAGUGCAGACAGCGCUGCAGCGUCUCGGCUACUCGCAGGAGGUGGCCAACACAGCCCGAGGCUCUCUCAUCAUUAAGCACUGGAAGCCCAUACCCUUGGAAAAGAUCUCUGAUAAUCCGGCUGUGCCGGUUAGCGACAUAGUUGGCGAACUGACCUCCGUUAUAACGCUGCGCAUUGUCAUCUUGCGGCCGAAGACCUCGCCCUUUGGCGAGAUCAAGGACAAGCUCUUGAAGCUGCUUGUACUCCAGUCACACGCCCUGCUCCGCUCCACCGGCUGCCCCCUAGACGAGGUAACGCUCUCGCAAAUCUGUCGCAGCUCCCAUCAGAACACCUACGCACUGCCCGGCGGGGAGAUCUCUGACGAGCUGCGCCGCAAGUUCGAUCAGUGGUGGUCGAACCAGCUCUCGCCGCAGUCCGCCAUGACGCCAAAGAUGCUGCCGUUUAUGUCGGCGCCGUCGACGGUGCCCGUCGUGCCCGGCGACAUGGACUUUCCCGUGGGCACGGCCAUGGCGGCCGCUGCAGCAGCGGCGGCUCAUGCGGCCGGCGCCGCUGCCAAUCCGCUGGGCGCCAUGAGCAGCCGCGAGUCGCUGCUGCUGGCCAACGAGGCGGCCGGGCACCAUGCCAAUGCGGCGGUGGUGGGCCAGGCCCAGGCGGCUGGGCAUCAUGGCAACAUGCUGGUGCAUCCGAUGCACGCGGGCAUGCAUCAUCAUCACCAUGCGACGGCGCACGGCGGCCAGUACCCCAGUCAGAAGACGCGCAUGCGCACCAGCUUCGAUCCCGAGAUGGAGCUGCCCAAGCUGCAGAAGUGGUUCCAGGAGAACCCGCAUCCCUCGCGCCAGCAGAUCCAGACCUAUGUGGUGCAGCUGAACGCGCUGGAGUCCCGUCGCGGCCGCAAGCCGCUCGACGUCAACAACGUGGUCUACUGGUUCAAGAAUGCGCGUGCGGCCCAGAAGCGCGCGGAGAUGCGCGGCGGCAGCUUGGGCAACGCGAUGAGCGCCCUGGGCCAUGCGGCCAUGAAUGGCUACCUCAGUCAGCAUGCGCCGCUGGGUCAGAACUCGAGCAGCAGCGCCGGCAGCCAGCCGCUGAGCAUGGGCAAUCUGUCCAUGUCGCACGACUAUCUCAAGAGUCCGAUGAGCCUGAAGUCCGAGGACAUUGACACCAUGUCGCAGCACUCGGACGAGCUGGAGGAGGAGCCCAGCAGGCCGAGCACGCCGCAGCUGCCGCUCUCCCUAACCACACACGAGCGACAUCGCGGCUCGCCCAUGCUCGAGGAGGACGACGACGAGGAGCAGCAGCAGCAGCAGCAACAACAGCAGCAACAACAGCAGCAGCAGCGCUCGAAGAGCGUCAACAGCGAUGUGGUCAAUGGCGUCGAGGAGCACGACGAGAAGCCCAUUGUGCUAAAGGCGAGCGAUGCUGCCGAGCUGCCCGACCAGGACAAUUCCAACUCCAACGCCAAUGCCAGCGGCCUGGCUGAGACUGCUGGCAAUGAGGAGGCCAGCGCUGCGGCCAGCAACAACAGCAACAACACCAGCAGCAACAACAACAACAAUAACAGCAACAACAAUAACAACAACAGCAGCAACAGCAACAACAACAGCGACAACAACAACGAGCAGGAGUCGGGCGGCAGCCCAACCAAGCGCAGCACGCCCAAGGAAGAGGACGAUGAGCUGGACAUGGACGAGGAUGACGAUGAGAAUGAGCAGGACACAAGUCACCUGGAUGAGUUUCGCUCGCCCUCGCCGGAUCUGGCGGGCAGCGUGACGCCACACAAGGACCAGCUGCCCUUCCCCAUGGUGCCCAACUCGAUGUUCUCGCAAUCCUUCAUGUACAUGAGCCACUAUAUACCGGCCUUUGGCCAGGCAGCCGCCGCCCAUCCGCAUGCCCAUCAUGCGGCGGCUGCGGCGGCAGCGGCUGGACUGCAGCCGAACGCCCUGAUGGGCGGCGCCGGACUCAACUUGUCGAGCAUUUCGAACGAGGAGCGCCGCAAGCGCAAUCGCACCUUCAUCGACCCAGUGACCGAGGUGCCCAAGCUGGAGCAGUGGUUCGCCAUGAACACGCAUCCCUCGCACAAUCUGAUACUCAAAUACACCGAGGAUCUGAACACGAUGCCCUAUCGUCAAAAGUUUCCACGGCUGGAGAGCAAGAAUGUGCAGUUCUGGUUCAAGAAUCGGCGAGCCAAGUGCAAGCGGCUCAAGAUGUCGCUCUAUGAUAACAGCCAAUGCGGGCAGCUGGGCGGCCUCGGCUCCUUUGUGCCCAAGUACGAGGAGCGCGACUAAACGUCUCUCUACCCCAUCCCUCCCGACUAUCCCCUACAUGUAUAUAUUAAAACAAAUAUUCACUUAGACUUAACUCCUAUGCAGCUAUGACAAAUUGACGAAUUGACAAAUUGACAAAUUGAGCAUAAAGCAAGUUGAAUUCCCUUAGACUAUCUAGUUAAGCAAUGUCUCUUCAAAGUAUUAUAGCCAGAGCUAUUACCUAGACCCAGUAACCAGGCCCAGUAAGCAAAACAGAAUUAGCCAAGAGCAGACGUAAAGGAAACUUAGUUAAAAAUUAAAAUUAGCUGAUCUAAACUUACUUUAAUUUAUCGCAGAAAAGCAAAGGCAAACGUUUUGUAGCUCGUAGCAUCAUGAACUAAUCAAAUAUCUAAUUAUAUAUACCUAUAUAUAUAUAUAACUACAUAUAUAACACUCUAAAUAUAAAAUAUAUCGAAAUAAGUUGAACUAUUCAAACAAUUUGCAAAGUUAGGAGUGUAACCAAAGAGAGCCAAUUUCAUGUGUAAAUAUGUAUGCUAUACAUAUAUAUAUAUUCACAUAUCUUAUAUAUAUAUAUGUAUAAC